Messenger RNA from Ruditapes philippinarum (Manila clam), 503 nucleotides. RefSeq lists its product as uncharacterized. The record is from RefSeq and is a predicted model, not a curated record. Bases 44 to 454 code for a protein of 136 amino acids. NCBI's taxonomy places the organism in Eukaryota, Metazoa, Mollusca, Bivalvia, Venerida, Veneridae. The transcript has 2 exons.
AGGAAACAUUUACCAACGGAACGUAGUGCUGCCACGUUACACAAUGAAGUUUUCAUGCAUUCAGUUCUUUUUAGUAAUUGUAUCGAGCGAAGUCAUCAGCGAGAAUAAACGUCUUCUACUUCAUGAUCCAGUAUCCAUUGCAGAAGCCAUACAUCAACUUCGAACUGAGAUUGGGGAGCUAAAUACAACUAUUGCUCAACUGAAGGCUUCCCAUGCGAAAGAUAUCACUCAACUGAAGGCUUCCCAAGCCAAAGAUAUCGCUCAUAUGAAGGGUAAACAUGAUCAGGAGGUGGGUCAAUUAGAUGCUAUAUAUUCCCAAAAAGUUGCCAACUUGAAGGCUACACAGUCUCAGGACGUUGCUCAGUUGAAUGCCACACAUUAUAAGGAUGUUGCUCAGCUGAAUGUCACACAUUAUCAGGAUGUUGCUCAAUUGAAGGCUGAACAUGCAAAAUAAGGAGCAGAUCUUAAAGCUGGUUUGAAUGCUGAGAAACUUGAAAGAUGUA